Molecule: messenger RNA, 5979 nt
Organism: Knipowitschia caucasica
Lineage: Eukaryota; Metazoa; Chordata; Actinopteri; Gobiiformes; Gobiidae
Source: the annotation of a GenBank genome assembly
AUGGACAUUUUUGGAGGUGCGCCGCGUGUUCUGGGCUACUCACGGCCUGUUCUAGCCCCGUGUGGCACCGACGCCACCUUACGUUGCCAAAUUGGCGGAGACCCUCGACCAGACGUGGUUUGGGAGCGAAAAAAUGUUCAGAUUUUGUCAGAGGGCCGGUACAAGCUUUCAGAAGACGGCAAGGCGUACCUUCUCACCAUAGCUUCGGUGACCUCAGACGAUGCAGGCCAGUACAUCUGCAAAGCCAAAAACAGUGUGGGCGAAACAUACGCAGCCGCGACGUUGAAAGUAGAAGAACAACAGCCAGACAAACAGAUAAACGGCAAUUUGAAGCAAGUGAAUGGGCAUGAGAAGCUGCACAAUGGGGAAUGCGGGACAGAGAAUGGAAGGUUGGCGAACGGAGAGGAAAAGUCAAACGGGUUGACAGAAAAAACAGAUGAAGAAGAGUUGAGUUCGGACCGUCCGCGAUUCCUCAUCAAACCCUUGUCGUUGCGAGUGGAUCGAGGAGAAGACGCGGCCUUCUCCUGUAAGAUCUGGGGGAAUCCGAUGCCCGAAGUCGAGUGGCAAAAAGAUGGUAAAAAGCUCGACGAUAUCUUUGAGAACUCUCAUUUUAGCGCCAACAGCCAAGACGGUGGUUGGUUCCAGCUGAAGAUCUACCGAACGAGAAUGCCGGACAAAGGGGUGUACACGUGCAAGGCCGUCAACUGUAAUGGCGAGGAGCUGGCGGGCGCCGUUCUCCUCGUUGAGCCAGUUCCAGAGAGAGAAGAAAGCAAGAGGUCAUCGAGUGGGCGCACCAACAGCCAACAAUCACCCAAGCUACGAGGCGGGAGGCUGGGGAUACUCAGGAACAAAGAUGAACCCUCGGUAAACCCGUCCAAAGUGAAGAAGUUUGCGGUGGCGGAGGGGAAACAUGCCAAGUUCCGCUGCUUGGUGACGGGAAAGCCCAAACCGGAGAUUGUGUGGAAGAAGGACGGGGUCUCGCUGGAGCCCGGCAGGAGGCACCUGAUGUUUGAGGACCGCGAGGGAUAUUACACACUGAAGGUUCUGUACGGCAAGAGGGAGGACACGGGCUUGUACGUGUGCGCCGCUUCCAACGCACUGGGGAACACGCUCAGUGCCGUGCAUCUGAGUGUCAAAGGCCCAUCCGUGCGGUUCCGGCGGCAACUCAAAGACGUGGAGGUGGCGGAGAACGACGUGGCCGUGCUGGAGUGCGAGGUGCCCGACGAGUCCCUGCCCGCCGCCUGGUACCUGGAGGACCAGAGGCUCAUGCCCAACCAGAAGUACGGCAUGGAGCAGAGGGGAACGCGGCGCCGCCUCACCAUCCGGGACGUGGGCACCGACGAUGACGGCGUUUACCUGUGCGAGAUGCCAGAUGGAGCCAAGAGCAUCGCCGAGCUCUCUGUCAAAGGCCCCAUCGUGCGGAAACUCCCCCGUAAGAUGGAGGUGCUGGAGGGGGAGAACGCGGCCUUCUGUGUGGAGGUGGACCAGGACGAGAUGGAGGUGCACUGGUUCAAAGACGGACUGCGGCAGCACGAGUCGCACCACACCAUCCUCAAGUCCUUCGGCAAGACGCACAUCCUGGUCUUCGUCAACGUGGCCCACCAUGACUCCGGAGUGGUGACCUUUGUAGCCGGCAGGUCCACCACCACCUCACGGCUAAGAGUCAAAGCCACCAGACACCUCCCGCCCGUCUGUCCGGUCGACAUCCGAAUGGACGACGAGCGGCCGAACAGUGCGCUGCUGAGCUGGAGUCCGGCCGCCCACAGCCAGAGCAGCACCCGGUCGGUUUUUGUGGUGGAGCGGAGGGAGGUGGGGGCGCAGGAGUGGCACCGGUGCUUCAGCUCCGAGACCGCCACCUCGGCCGACGUGAGCGGCGACAGCGUGCCCGAGGAGGGGGACUACCGCUUCCGGGUCUGCUGCAUCAACAAGUACGGGCGCAGCGGCCACGUGGAGUUCCCCCGCGCUGUGCACCUGGUCCUGGGUCCAAAGAUCUGCACGCCUCUGCGAUGGUGCGAGGUGGUGGAGGGGGAGGAGGCGCGCUUCACCCUGGAGCUGUCGGCGUCCAUGGUGGGCACCUGGUUCCUGAACAGUUCCCAGCUUCAACACGGGGGGCGCUACACCGUGACACACUCGCAGACCUCCCACAGCCUCCUCAUCCAGGAGACGCAGGCGGCCGACGACGGAGCAGAGGUCACCUUCAUCGCCAACGGGGUCCGAGACUCGGCGGCUCUCAGGGUCAAACCCGCCGUGUUCACCUUUAACCCUCUGUCCCCGUCGGACGCCACUAAGACGGUGGAGGAGGGCGCGGCCAUCGUGCUGUACUGCGAAGUGUCCCACCCCUUCGCCCCCGUGUCCUGGAGCAAAGACGGAGAGGAGCUGAGCGUACGCGACGGCCUGAACCUCCAGGCGGACGGGCUCAUGCGGAGGCUGGUGCUGCUCCAGGCCGGACCGGAGCACGCUGGGGAGUACUCCUGCCAGACCCAGCACCACGCCGUCAGCUUCAGGGUGGAGGUCACGGGUCCUCCGGUGGUGUUCCGGUCCGUGCCUGAGGAGGAGCAGCACAAGAGCAGUUUGGAGCUGGACCCCGUGGUUCUGCUGUGCCACGUCUCCAGAGAGGACGCCGCUGUGACCUGGUCCAAGGACGGCUGUGAGCUCCAGGCCGGGGAGAACGUCACGCUGCAGGCAGAGGGCACCAUGAGGAGGCUGAUCAUCCGCUCGGCUCUGGCCUCAGACGCCGGAGUCUACGUCUGCAGAGCUGGAGACAACAGCCAGGAGUUCACCGUCAGUGUCAGAGAGCCUCCGGUGAUGAUCGUGGAGCCCAAAGAUGACAUGGUGGUGGACGCGUACGUGUCGGAGGACGUGCUGCUGCAGUGUGAGCUGUCCCGCUCUGCAGGCCGGGUCCGCUGGUCCAAAGACGGACAGGACGUGGAGGAGGAGGGGCCCCAACAGGACCUGGAGCAGGAGGGGCCCCGUGUGAAGCUGACGGCUGAGGGCCCCUACAGGAGCCUGAGCAUCCACAACUGCACCGUAGAGGACAGCGGCGAGUACGUGUGCGAGACCGACGGAGACUCGCUCUUCUUCCAGCUCAACGUCACAGAGCCGCCGGUCCGCUUCAUCUUCCCCACGGAGCCGGAGUUGGAGCUGACUCACACGGCCUCGGAGAGACUGGAGCUGAGAUGUGAGGUGUCCCAAGCUGAGGCCCCCGUGCUCUGGUUCAAGGACGGCCUGGAGGUGGAGGAGGGCCCCAACCUGCAGCUGGAGGUGGAGCAGGCCACACGCAGACUGGUCAUCCCCGUCCCCACACCGCAGGACAACGGGGAGUAUGUGUGUGACACCGAGGACGACUCCGUGGCCUUUUUACUCACGGUCACAGAACCGGCCGUCUCGCUCCGUCGCCCGCAGCACCUGCAGGAAAACCUGAAGUGUCUCGCGGACGUCCCCCUGGUCCUAGAGAGCGAGGUGUCCCGGACCAGUGCCCGGGUCACAUGGUGUCUGGACGGAGAGCCGAUAGAACCCAACCCCAACGUGAGCAUCAGCGAGGACGGACUCACCCGGCGCCUGACCGUCCACUGUCCCUCCACGUCUGACUCGGGGACAUACACCUGCGGCGCCGGGGACGACCACAUCCACUUCCACGUCCAGGUCACAGAACCUCCGGUCAGCAUCGUCCGGAAGCAGGAAGUGAACACGGCCGUGGCUGCGACCGUGGGGGACGACGUGGUUCUGGAGUGCGAGGUGUCGAGGCCCGACGCCGUGACCAAGUGGUUCAGGGACGGCGAGCGGGUGGAGAGCGGCGAGCGGGUGUGUGUGGAGGAGGAGGGGCCGUUCCGCUCGCUGGUCCUGCUCUGUGCCGAGGUCCAGGACAGCGCAGAGUACUUCCUGGACGCUGGAGACGACGGGAUCAGCUUCCAGGUCACGGUCCGAGAGCCUCCGGUCCGCAUCGUUGGAAACUCGUCUGACGUGGAUUAUCAGGAGAUGGUGGCGGGAGACGAGCUGAUCUUGGCCUGUGAGGUUUCUCGGGUCGACGCUCCGGUCCGAUGGUUCUGGAACGACCGGCCGCUGCUCCCGGACUCCCGGGUCGUCAUCCAGAGCUCGGGAACGCUACACAAACUCAUCAUCUCCGACAUACAAACUUCCCACUCCGGACAGUACGUGUGCGACGCCCUGGACGACAGGAUGGUCAGCGUGGUGCGGGUGCAAGAAUCUCCCGUCACCUUCAUAAACAAACAGGAGGACUUGGUUCUGGUCGGGUUCGAGGCCGAGAGCCUGGACCUGACCUGCUACGUGUCCAGGGAGAGCGCGGCGGUGCGGUGGCUGAAGGACUGGACCCCGGUGGAGGGCGAGCGCUUCAGGUCCGUGAUGGAGGGACAUAAGCGCACUCUGACCCUGCAGCCCCUGAGGAGGUCCGACGCCGGGGAGUACACGUGUGACGCGCACACCGACCAGUGCCACUUCAGCCUGCUCGUCAAAGAGAUGCGAGUGAAGUUCACCGAGCCGCUCCAGGACACGGUGGCCCGCGCGGACGGCAUGGUGACCCUGCGUUGCCAGGUUGGGAAGGCCAAGGCGGACGUCCAGUGGCUGCGGGGCGGGCAGGAGAUCACACCCAGCCGCAGGUACACCAUCCGGGCCGAGGGGCAGGAGCGCAGCCUCACCAUACACCGUCUGACCAGAGACGACGCCGGGGAGUACGCCUGCGAAUCCAAGGAUGACCGCACCGCCGCCCUGCUGGUGGUGGAGAUGCCUCGUGUGGUGGAGUUCCUCACCGAGCUCCACAACACCACGGUGCUGGAAGGGGAAGACGCCACGUUCAAGUGCGUGGUCUCCCCUGAGGACGUGAGCCUGCGCUGGCUGAUGGACAGCGUGGCGGUGGCGGUGGCGGUGGACGGGCGCAUCACGGUCCUGCACAACGGUCUGUGCCACACGCUGGUCAUCCACAAGUGCACCAUGACCGACUGCGCUCGCAUCACCGCCGAGGCCGAGGGGCAGGUCAGCAAGGCCAGCCUCCGAGUGCAAGAGGCUCAGAUCACCUUCACCAAGAGGAUGGAGUCGGUGAUGGCGGAGGAGAUGGAGGACGCCACGCUGCAGACGGAGGUGAGCCUGGACUCGGGGGAGGUGCAGUGGAUGAGGCAGGGCGUGGUGAUCCAGGCCGGGCCGCACUACUCCCUCACCCACGAGGGCCGCACCCGCCGCCUCACCCUCCACAACCUCACCCUCAACGACCGCGGGACGUACCGCUGCGAGAGCCUCCACGACCGCACCCAGGUCAAGCUGCACGUGGAGCCUCGAAAGAUCAGCGUCCGCAGUGCGCUGCUGGACCAGGAGGCGUUCGAGCGAGAGGCCGCCUCCUUCCAGCUGGAGCUGUCCCACACCGACGUGGAGGGCUCCUGGCAGAAGGACGGCAUCCGGGUCAAACCCAGCGCCCAGGUCCGGGUGAGCCGCAACGGGCGAGUGCACAGUCUGACCCUGUCCGGCCUCACUCUGGAGGACACUGGCACCAUCGUGUUCACCGCAGACGGUCUGCGCACCUCCGCCAGGCUCACGGUCAAAGGCCUGCGCAGUAACCAUGGCAACUCUGCACGGGACUUCCACAUCUUUGUUCUGCAGCAGAAACAGACCCCCAGGGGAUCACUCCUUCAUGUGAUUUGUAUUUCAGUGUCCACGUCACCUCUGCGAGUUCUGAAGUCCAAGAAAGUCCUCAGACUAAAGAGGAUCCAGAGGAACAGCGGAUCAAACGGGAGGAGGAGCAACUUACUGUCCGUCGGACCAGUAACGUCUCUUCUGUCUUCACACAAAGACGUGAGCACAGAGCGAAAACACAGGGAGAGGAGACGAGCUCGGAGACGGAGGGAGACACUGAGCACUCCUCUGACGAUGAGGACGAAGAAGAGGCACAUCUUCAUCAUCCUCAGCCUCUGUCUUCAGGCACAGAUGAAGGGGACGAUCAUCAACGAGUCCAAAUCAGAGCUGCUCAAAACAUGA